GACUGGGACGGGUCUCCGCGCGGGAGAAGGCAGCCUAAGUAAGUAAUUACUAAUUGAUUACUAAUUAAAACUAAUUAGACUGGGACGGGUCCCCGCGCGGGAGGAGGCAGCCGCAGGGAGCCCGUCGUUAGUGAGUCCCCGCUGCUGACGAGUCGCCGAUGAGUAUCAGGCAGCUCGUGCUGUGGAACCCGCCGCUCAGCGCCCAGCCGACCUGCAUCCCGGAGGGGAAGGGCGUGCCGCAGCCAGAGGACGAGCAGCCGGAGGGCGGGAGGGGGCCGUCGCAGCCGCGGCGGGGGCGGGGGGCGGAGGGCGGCGGCGGCGGCGAGAGCGUGUGCGCGUACAACGAGGGCAGGCGCGGCGCGUCGGAGGGCGGCGGCGGCGGCGAGGGUAGGAGGGACGGCCACCGCAUGUCUCCCAACAUCGAGGGUGCCGUCCUGUUUGCCGAGCUGGUCCGGGCGGGCCUCAAGACGAUCUGCUUCUGCUCGGUGCGCAAGAUUUGCGAGCUGGUCCUCUCGUACGCGCAGCAGCACCUCCGCGCGAGCGACGAGCGCCUCGCGGGCAGCAUCACCGCCUACCGCGGCGGGCUCAACGCCACCGACCGGCGCCGGAUCGAGCGGCAGCUCUACGACGGCACCGUGCGCGGCGUGACGGCCACCUCCACCCUCGAGCUCGGCGUCGACAUCGCCGCGCUCGACGCCAUCGUGAUGGUCGGCUUCCCGGGCUCGUGGGUGGUCCGCCACCCCGCGCGCGUGCUCUCGAUGCCGCUCGAGGCUGCGGUGGUCGACAUCGACAACCACCACAUCCUGGGCAUGCACCUCCUCUGCGCGGCGGCGGAGGAGCCCCUCUCCGCCGCGGCGGGAGACCGAGAGCUGUUUGGCGAGCGGCGGUACGACGAGGCGCUCAAGGCGCUCGCGGCGGCCGAGCGGGUGAUCCCCAUCGCCGAGAACCCGGGGAGCUGGCGGGCCCACCCGCUCGUGGAGGGUCCGGCGCAGGGGGUCAACAUCCGUGCCAUCGAGCCCGACCUCGUGCGUGUCGUGCACCGCUUCCGGCGGCGCCGCUCGCAGCCGCGCAUCGCCGAGGCGAUCGCUGGCGGCGGCGGCGGGGCGGAGGCUGCCGGCGAGGAGGAGGGCGAGGAGACGAUCGACGAGGUCGAGCGGUGGAGGGUGUACUAUGAGUACUUUGAGGGGGCCGUCUUCCUCAACCAAGGCCGCAAGUUCGUCGUCACCUCCCUCGACCUCGGCGCCGGCGUGGCCCUCGUGGCGCCCACAGAUGUGCGCUACUACACCGCGGCGUGCGACUCGACGAGCAUCCUCGUCCAGCAGCGCCUCCCGCUCCCCGCCGCCCCGCUCGCCGCGAAGCCCGACGGCGCAGCGGCCGGGACGAGCGCGGGCGGGUGCGAGGCGCUGUUCGGGCGGGUGCGAGUGCGGCUGGCCGUGCGCGCCUACCUCAAGAUUUGGCAGACGACCGGCGAGGCCUUUGAGGAGGUGCCGCUCGCGCUGCCGCCGAAGGAGUACGACACGCGCGCCUGCUGGAUCGACCUGCAGCCGGAUGCGUGGCCGCGCCGCCGCCGCCUCGUCCUGACCGACCGGCCGUCGCGGAAGUGGGAGGAGCUUGCGAUCGAUCUCGAGGCGGGGCUGCAUGCGGCGGCCCACGCGCUGCUGGCGGUGACGCCGCUGCGGCUGAGCUGCAAGCCGGCCGACCUCGGCUGCGAGUGCGAGGCCUUCAAGGAGCGGAAGCUGCGCUCCAAGCGGCUGCUCCUCUUCGACCGCUGCGUCGGUGGGAUCGGCCUCACCGAGCGGGUGGCCACGGCGAUGCCCGAGCUCCUGCGCUCGGCGCUCGAGCUGAUGACGAGCUGCGACUGCGACGACGGCUGCUGGCUGUGCGUCCACUCGUCGGUCUGCACGGAGUACAAUGCUUGUACGAGCAAGAAGGCGGCCAUCGCCGCCGAGCCGCGUGCACCGCCGCCGGGGUCGAGCGAGGAGGCACCGUCGAUGCUGGGGCGAUCUAUCGGGAUCUUCCGCUCCAUGGCCAUGUCGCAGUCGAGGAGCAGAGGUGGUACUUAAGCCGAGUGGCAUUACGUACACGGGUGUGUGUGUCACUGUCUCAGAGGUGUCAGUUUUGAGACGGUAUAGGGGUACUCUAGCGAAUUUACACUGCGUUGAGC
Molecule: messenger RNA, 2164 nt
Organism: Emiliania huxleyi CCMP1516
Lineage: Eukaryota; Haptophyta; Isochrysidales; Noelaerhabdaceae
Exons: 4
Coding region: 159-2063 (634 amino acids)
Source: RefSeq, a predicted model, not a curated record